Camellia sinensis is the source of this 1655-nucleotide messenger RNA. Lineage: Eukaryota; Viridiplantae; Streptophyta; Magnoliopsida; Ericales; Theaceae. The record is from RefSeq and is a predicted model, not a curated record.
UAUAAUUUUUCGUGCAAAGCCCAGACGCCGAAACCCCUCUGUAGUCUGUGAGUUCUCAAAGUACUAAACUAGAAAGAAGAGAGAGAGAGAGAGAGAGAGUUGAGUGAUGCAUUAUGCGAGCAAUCAGGUUUCGCGAACCGCCGACCGAUUCUUGGGGAUUGAGGGACAUCUUCCGAGUUGGCUUCUCCACCGCCAUCCGACGAGCUGUUGUCAUCGGAAACGGCGUCGCCGGAGCUGAGAAUCAGUGCACUGGUUUGGUUCGAGCUCUGGGUCUCUCUCACCGCCAAACCAUUUACCGCGUAACUAGGCCAAGAGGAGGAAUCAAUAAGUGGCUUCAGUGGUUGCCUGUUUCUGUUCACAAAAAGUUAGACUAUGCCAUAAAGAGAAUUUGUGGUGAUUCACAAUUCCAAACUAUCAAAGCAAAUAAAGUGAUGUCUCUUCCCGCUGAAAAAAAUGGUAGUGCUGGUCUAUCACAUGUUUUAGAAGCUGAUGCAAAGCAAAUUGCAACAAUGGCUCAUGAAACAUUUAAGAAGGAUGGUCCAUUAUUGGUGGUUGCAUCAGGCUGGGAUACUAUCUCUGUUGCAAGUUGCAUAAAACGGUUAGCUCCAGAAAAAGUCUUUGUUGUUCAGAUACAGCAUCCCAGAUCACAGCUAAAUCAGUUCAAUCUGUUGAUUACUCCUCGCCAUGAUUAUUACCCAUUAACUCCUAAAGGACAGGAACAGAUCCCAUGGUUUCUUCGGAGGUGGAUAACUCCUCGUGAACCUCCUGACAGACAUGUGGUCCUCACUGUGGGAGCUCUUCAUCAGGCUGACUCUACCGCUUUACAGGUUGCUGCUUGUGCCUGGCAUGAUGAGUUGGCUCCUUUGCUGAAACCCUUGCUCGUGGUUAACAUUGGAGGGCCUACAAGUAAUUUGUGCAAUGGCCGCGUGGAGAAAGAAUCGUUUGAGAUUGUUUGGUUAUAUUCAAUGGAGACCAACAAAGGCAGUAGUGAAGCGAUGCGAUGCUGUAACGGGCCGCUUGGAGAAGAAGGAUUCAUAACAUUGUCAAUAUGGUGCAGACCUUGCAAAACAGUUGACAGCAUCCCUGAAGAAUGUUCCUCACAUGGGCAUCUCGCUUGGGCCGAUGCUUUCAUAAUCACAGCUGAUUCAGUUAGUAUGUUGAGUGAGGCUUGCAGUACUGGAAAGCCUGUUUAUGUUAUUGGAGCAGGGCGAUGUACAUGGAAGUUUGUGGAGUUCCACAAAUCUCUGCAGGAACGAGGAGUGGUGCGACCAUUCACGGGUAAAGAAGAUAUAUCAGAAAGAUGGAGCUAUCCUCCACUGAAUGACACUACAGAGGCAUCUUUUUGGGUGAUUGAAGCACUUUCUGAGCAUGGAUGGAGAUUGGAACCUUGAUAAGUCGGUUCCACUUCAGGUCUAUACGGUGUUUGAAAUUACUCCCUUUGUCUCAUUUUAAGUUUGUAAGGUGUGCUUGGUUCAUUUGGUUUGGUUUUCACAUUUUCAUUUUUCAGAAAAGAAAAGGUUGGGAAAAAUGUUGGUAAGGCAGCCUUGCAUGCAAAAUGGAAGUGUAUAACUCUCAUAUUACAUUCCUAUAUAUUUAUCUUGGCGAGGGGGAUUAACGCAAUCAAUAAGAAAUGAAUUGAUAUUUGUAAAACAAAA